AUGGGAGAGCUAACGUUCUUUCUUAGACUUCAAAUUCAAAAAUCUGAAGAAGGAACUUUUAUAUGGCAGACGAAAUACACAAAGGAGCUAAUUCAGAAGUUCGGUAUGAGCAGUGUUAAAGCUAUUGGCACACCAAUGAGUCCGUCAACAAAUCUUGACAAAGAUGAAAAGGGAAAUCCUGUCGAUGAAACUAAAUAUCGUGGAAUGAUUGGUUCUCUUCUUUAUCUAACUACUAGUCAACCAAAUAUUAUGUUUACUAUUUGUAAAUGUGCCAGGUUUCAGCCAGAUCCUAAAAAAUCACAUCUGACUGCCGUAAAGAGAAUAAUUCAUUAUCUCAUUGGAACUGUUUCCUAUGGAUUAUGGUACCCACGUUCUAACAAUUUUAAACUGGAAGGUUUUUUAGAUGCUGAUCUUGCAGAUGAUAAGGAAGACAGAAAAAGCACUAAUGGAACAUGUCAAUUACUUGGAAACACACUGAUAUCUUGGAACAGUACGAAACAAGGAUCAGUUGCACUAUCCACAUUGGAGGCUAAAUAUAUCGCCAUUGGACAAUGUUGUGCACAGUUAUUAUGA
This is a messenger RNA of Nicotiana attenuata, 573 nucleotides long. RefSeq lists its product as uncharacterized. Bases 1 to 573 code for a protein of 190 amino acids. The transcript has a single exon. The record is from RefSeq and is a predicted model, not a curated record. NCBI's taxonomy places the organism in Eukaryota, Viridiplantae, Streptophyta, Magnoliopsida, Solanales, Solanaceae.